Mycena indigotica is the source of this 1047-nucleotide messenger RNA. RefSeq lists its product as uncharacterized. Gene Ontology annotation, cellular component: plasma membrane. Gene Ontology annotation, biological process: zinc ion transmembrane transport. NCBI's taxonomy places the organism in Eukaryota, Fungi, Basidiomycota, Agaricomycetes, Agaricales, Mycenaceae. The record is from RefSeq and is a predicted model, not a curated record. The transcript has 8 exons. Bases 1 to 1047 code for a protein of 348 amino acids. Gene Ontology annotation, molecular function: zinc ion transmembrane transporter activity.
AUGUCCUCCGAGUCCGUCUCAGAAUGCGAGAGCAUCGACAACGGCGACACUUUUCUUGGCCUCAGAGUCGCCUCUGUCUUCAUCAUCCUCUUGUGCUCCACCUCUGGAGCGCUCUUCCCUGUUCUCGCGGUCAGAUCGAAGUGGCUGCACGUUCCAAAGGCUUUAUUCGACUUUGCGAAGUACUUCGGCUCUGGCGUCAUCAUUGCGACUGCGUUCAUUCACCUAUUGGCUCCAGCUUUGGAGGCACUCAGCUCAGAAUGUCUCGCCCCCGAAUGGCAGGACUAUCCAUAUGCCCUUGCCCUGUGUCUCCUCAGCAUCAUGACCAUCUUCAUUGUCGAACUCAUCGCCUUCCGCUGGGGAACAGCAAAACUAACGAGAAUUGGGGUUCAACAUGAUGCUCAUGGCCAUAGUGUCGGCUCCCACGCGGCUCAUGGACCUGAAAGCUCCAAGUUGGCUUUUGGCGGGCCCCCGCCAAAGAAUAUGUCGGAAGAUGGCCACAUUAGCGACGCAGAAAUCGGUGAGGUAACGACGAGCACAACUGCCGAUACAGCCGGUCAAAUAAUUGGUAUCGCCAUUCUUGAAUUCGGCGUCCUCCUCCACAGCAUUCUGAUUGGCCUGGCACUCGCGGUCGACGAAGAUUUCAAGGUACUCUUUGUUGUCAUCAUUUUCCAUCAAACGUUUGAAGGCCUUGGACUUGGCUCCCGUCUUUCGACUGUCCACCUUCCUGGCGCUCGGAAACUGACGGCAACCUGGGUGCCCAUCAUUGCUGCUAUUCUUUACGGCCUCUCAACCCCAGUCGGCAUUGCCGUUGGUCUCGCCAUCCGCCAUACGUACAAUCCGGGAAGUGCCACUGCUUCUAUCGUCAGCGGGGUUCUGGAUGCCUUGAGCUCAGGUGUUUUGAUGUAUACGGGUCUUGUGGAGCUUCUCGCACACGAAUUUCUAUUCAACAAGGAGAUGAUUCACGCAACUGACGGGAAACUGGCAUAUGCGAUUCUGUCAAUGCUAACUGGUUGCGGACUGAUGGCGCUUCUUGGACGCUGGGCAUAA